Nasonia vitripennis (jewel wasp) is the source of this 2368-nucleotide messenger RNA. RefSeq names its product cell division control protein 6 homolog (gene Cdc6). Gene Ontology annotation, cellular component: nucleus. Bases 214 to 1842 code for a protein of 542 amino acids. The record is from RefSeq and is a predicted model, not a curated record. The transcript is spliced from 4 exons. Lineage: Eukaryota; Metazoa; Arthropoda; Insecta; Hymenoptera; Pteromalidae. Gene Ontology annotation, molecular function: ATP hydrolysis activity; DNA replication origin binding. Gene Ontology annotation, biological process: DNA replication initiation; mitotic DNA replication checkpoint signaling; cell division.
ACUAUUCGCUCCAUCAGGCACCAGUUGCAGCAGUGCCUUCCAGCUGACAGGUAGAAAUAUUUUCUUUUGGCUGCUGUGGCAUUCUAUCGUUCUCGAUCGAGACCAUCGUUGUUAAAUACGCUCGAAUAUAUAUUGCCAAGUACCAUAACCCAAAUAGUUUUAAUUACUGUGAUAAUUGCAUUGAUUAUAAAAGAAUUUGACGACGAGUGAGAAAUGAAUUUGCAAACGACGCUCCCAUUUGCCAUACGUAAGAAGAGUUUUUAUGGAAAUAAAGGUGAUACUCCGAGUUUAGAUUUUAGCAAUGCAUCUCUUGGAAAUACUCCGACAAGGAGAUACACACCGACAGUUAAGAAGAUGGUUGAUAUAAGCAGCGAGUCUGAAUCGGAUUCUGACGCGGAGAACGUAGUCAAUGAAAAUAAUAAUAUUACCAAGACGCCUUUGAAGACGCCAAAACGGCGUCGGGGUAAAAAUGAAGCCAAAGAAGAAAAUGGCUCCACUCCACCCAAGCAGGUAAAGACUCUUUCUCCAACAACACCAAGCACUUUGUUGGGUCAGCUGAGUCUCAUUUCACCGGAAAAACAAGACAAGUUAGCUCCCAAGAAAUUAUUUCCAUCUAGUAAAUACAGUGAAGCCCGUAAGGCUUUGCAUAGUGCCUUGCCAGAAAAUCUUGUUGGUAGAGAGGCUGAAUUAUGCAAGCUGGAGGAGUAUAUUCAAUUCCAUUUGGAUAAUGAAACUUCAGGUUCUCUGUAUGUAUCUGGUCCACCUGGUACAGGGAAAACUGCAAGCCUUUCUAAAAUUAUGUUGAAGCCAAAAUUCAAAAAGGCAUUUCAAAUUGUUUAUGUAAACUGUACAACUAUGAAAUCAGCCAGCUCAAUUUAUUCGAAGAUCAUUCAAGAAUUGGGACUGAAGACUACUAAAUCUGCAAGAGGUAGUAAAACUGCCAUUGAAAAAUAUUUGGCUCAGUCGCAUAAAAUGCUGUUAUUGGUGCUUGAUGAGAUGGAUCAACUUGAAACCAAGAAUCAGGCUGUACUUUAUUCUAUAUUUGAAUGGCCUUCUAUACCAGAAUCCAAACUAGUACUUGUUGGAUUAGCUAAUGCUUUAAACUUGACAGACACAAUAUUGCCAAGAUUGCAAGCAAGAUGUGAAUUAAAACCAACUCUACUACACUUUCAAUCGUACACAAAGCAGCAAAUUAUGGAUAUUAUUACAGAAAGGCUAAAGGAAGCCAAUGUAUUAGACAUAUUCACUGGUACUGCUAUGCAACUAUUAGCAGGAAAAGUAGCAGCCGUUUCUGGAGAUAUUAGAAGAGCUCUGGACAUUGGCAGAAGAGUUGUAGAAAUUGCUGAAUCACAAAAGAUGAUGCAAGUCCUUCAACCUACUAAUGAAAAUGAUGCAAAUCCAGACAGUGCCUCAACUGCAGAAAGUGCAAAUGAAAAACCAGUAGAUUUUAAAGAAGUCCGUUCUGUUCUUAACAAAGUUUAUGGUGGUUCUGAAAAUGCAGACUCUGAAGAAAGCAGUUUUCCUGUGCAACAAAAGAUUCUUCUUUGUUCAUUAAUGCUUAUUCUCAACAAAUCUAAAAACAAAGAUGUAAAUAUGGGAAAGCUGCAUCAAGUUUAUAGAAAAGUAUGCAUGAAGAGAAAUUUACAAGUAUUAGAUAUGUCGGAAUUCGUUAGUUUAUGUAGUUUAAUCGAGACGCGAGGAAUUUUGAGAUUGAUGAUGAAGAAGGAAACGCGUUUGUCAAAAGUUAGUUUGCAAUGGGAUCAAGAAGUGUUGACUGCUGCUCUGCAGGACAAAGUCCUUACUUCCGAAAUUAUAAAUGACGUUACUUGUUUACCCAACUGAUCAUUUCAUUGUUAGUUGCAUUAUAUUUAUUACGUUUGACUUUCUAUUUUUAAAUCAGAACUGAAGUAUUAAUUUUAUUAUUUAUUGAUAUUUAGCAUGAAUUGAUAGUGAAAGUGGCAUUUUGCGCCUAUUGUACAAAUAUUUAUAUUGAUGGAUCUAAGUUAAUUACUGUUAAUUGUAUAUUUUAGAACUAGAAUAUAUAAGAUCGACUUGGAUACUAUCAAUUACCUGCGAGUGUAUGUGUGUAUAUAUUUGUGAACAAGUUAAAAAUGCCUCAUUUGAGAGCGGAUGUGUGCCUUACUAUGGAAGUUUUUAACACUGCAUUGUUUUGAUCUUGCCUAAAAUUUUACAAUUAUAGAUUAUUAUUAGACUAUUAACUUGUAAGUCUUAUUCGAAAACAUCGAUGACUUUAAGAAUAGGUUUUCCAAGCUUGUUAAAUAUUUUAUAGAUAUUGGUAUGUUGUUCUAAUGAUGGAACAAGAAUUAAAGUUUGUACAAUAAAAACUUCUUUAAAAUUACAAUUAUAA